This is a messenger RNA of Archocentrus centrarchus (flier cichlid), 2255 nucleotides long. RefSeq names its product potassium channel, subfamily K, member 10a (gene kcnk10a). Gene Ontology annotation, cellular component: plasma membrane. Gene Ontology annotation, molecular function: potassium ion leak channel activity; outward rectifier potassium channel activity. The transcript is spliced from 7 exons. The record is from RefSeq and is a predicted model, not a curated record. Gene Ontology annotation, biological process: potassium ion transmembrane transport; stabilization of membrane potential. Lineage: Eukaryota; Metazoa; Chordata; Actinopteri; Cichliformes; Cichlidae. The coding region runs from base 273 to 2003 and encodes 576 amino acids.
GCUGCCCGCGCCCAUGCUGUUUACUGCUACACAUUGCAGACGGUGAUGCGGCGAGCAGUGGGUGUGCGCUUCUAAAGACCGCCGCCGUUGGUGAGAAGAGGAGCUUCGUCCAAACAGCAAGUGACUAAAGCAGAACCACGCGCUGCGGAUAAUGUGUUUUUACUCCCUGCCGUUCUCCAUCCUCUCUCGGUUAAAAGCGACGGAAUCAUCGGAAAGACCCUGAACGCUUAGAUAUUUAUUUCCCCAACCACACAAGUGCCAGAAGACUAAAGAUGAAAUUUCCGACUGAGAAUCCAAGAAAACCGGGGAACAUGAACCCUCCACCAGUGGCAGUCCAGACCAACCUGGUUCCACCAAAGAAGGUGCAGCCAGGCAUGCUUCAGUCCAGCCUGGUGCACGCCAGUGUGGCCACUAUGCAGAACCCGAUGGGCUGCGUUCUGCCUAGGCUGUCCGUCUCCUCCCGUCCCCCCAGCGUGGUGACCAGCAUGGAGGCAGUGGCUGAUGGUUCAGCUCCCUUCACCAUGAUGAAGCUGAAGACGGUGCUAGCUGUGUUCGUGGUGGUGGUGGCCUACCUGGUAGCAGGGGGUUUGGUAUUUCGAGCACUGGAGCAACCCUUUGAAAAUAACCAGAAGAUCACCAUCACAGCAGAGAAGGCUGCUUUCCUGCUGAAACAUCCCUGUGUGUCCUCAGAAGACUUGGAGGCUAUCAUCAAGCACUCUGUGGAGGCUGUGAAUGCUGGAGUGAAUCCUGUUGGUGAUACCUCCUACAACUCAAGCCACUGGGAUCUGGGUAGUGCCUUCUUCUUUGCUGGAACUGUCAUCACCACUAUAGGAUAUGGUAACAUUGCCCCAAGCACCGAGGGAGGCAAGAUUUUCUGCAUUCUGUAUGCAAUAUUUGGCAUCCCGCUGUUUGGAUUUCUCCUGGCAGGUGUUGGGGACCAGCUAGGUACCAUAUUUGUCAAAAGCAUUGCCAAAGUGGAGAAAAUGUUUCGGAAUAAACAAAACCAGAUCAGUCAGACUAAAAUCCGGGUGGCGUCCACCCUCCUCUUCAUUCUGGCCGGCUGCAUCUUGUUUGUCACCAUCCCAGCUGUGAUCUUCAAACACAUUGAGGGCUGGACAGCUCUGGAGUCUACCUAUUUUGUCGUCAUUACACUGACAACAGUUGGAAUAGGCGAUUAUGUGGCAGGUGGCGAUCGGAGAAUUGAGUACCGAAAGUGGUACAGGCCACUAGUGUGGUUCUGGAUCUUGGGUGGCCUGGCCUAUUUUGCUGCAGUGUUGAACAUGAUCGGUGACUGGCUGAGGGUGCUGUCCAAAAAGACGAAAGAAGAGGUUGGAGAGAUCAAGGCUCAUGCAGCAGAGUGGAAAGCAAAUGUUCGAGCAGAGCUCCGAGAGACACGUCGGCGCAUGAGUGUAGAAGUCCACGACAAGCUACAGCGAGCUGCCACCAUCCGCAGCAUGGAGAGACGGCAGCUGGGCCUGGACCAGCGCGCCGUGUCCUUGGACAUGCUUUCCCCAGAACGGCGUGCCAUCUUCAACAGCCUGGAUGCCAACAACUAUAAGACUUCUUCCCAGGAGAGUAUUGACACCAAGCUAAACAACCUUCGACUGCGAGGGGCUGAGCAAUGUGACCAGCGCUCCACCCAUCAAACCAUGUCUGAGGACAACAUUUUUAACCGCCUUGGCUCUGUCACCAAGCUGGCCAAGCGUAACAGGAAUAGAGACCUGAAGAAGAACAUUCCAGACGAAGCUCGCCGGCCUCAUAGUGAAGCGUAUGGCUACACAUCUACUUUUGACUGCAGCACACCUACUGCAGAUGAAGGGAAAAGGAAAGAUGAAGGAGAGGAUGAAAAUGAAGACAAAAAAUGCAACACCAGCUUGUCUGAUUUUUCACUAUUUGUGGAAGCUUGCAAGCCACAGAAUGGGCUUCUGUUGGAGCAGACCAAAGAGAAUGAGAAUGACAAAAUACAUGAUACAGAAGAGCUCCAUAUUGAGAUGGGCCUGUAGACUCUGCAUAAUCCUACAGAUAGUUCUUAGAUGCCACCAUUAGUGCCUUAGGUCUCUCUUGUUCUUGUGUGUGCUUAAGCGGGGACAGAACCUGCUCCUUUUGCUAAAUACGGUAAUGUUGACGUAUUCAAUGAGCUCUGUAGAUCUGAUGGACACAUAUUACUGUGUAUAAAUGUAAGACUUGGAAAGGUUUCUGCCAUUAUUUCUCUCAGUUAUGAUAAUACUGUGCUCAGCUGUCAUCAGUGUUAUAAA